AUGGCCCGCCACCGCAGCAGGGCUAUGGACAGUACCCUCCUCCCCAACAACAGAUGUACUACCAACAAGGUCCGCCUCCGCCUCAAGAGGAACCAAAGAAAGACAGAGGAUGCUUGA
Alternaria arborescens is the source of this 117-nucleotide messenger RNA. RefSeq lists its product as hypothetical. The transcript is spliced from 2 exons. The record is from RefSeq and is a predicted model, not a curated record. NCBI's taxonomy places the organism in Eukaryota, Fungi, Ascomycota, Dothideomycetes, Pleosporales, Pleosporaceae. The coding region runs from base 1 to 117 and encodes 38 amino acids.